This is a messenger RNA of Nematolebias whitei (Rio pearlfish), 902 nucleotides long. RefSeq names its product transmembrane protein 187 (gene tmem187). The transcript has a single exon. The coding region runs from base 104 to 880 and encodes 258 amino acids. NCBI's taxonomy places the organism in Eukaryota, Metazoa, Chordata, Actinopteri, Cyprinodontiformes, Rivulidae. The record is from RefSeq and is a predicted model, not a curated record. Gene Ontology annotation, cellular component: transport vesicle.
CGGAAGAAAACAAAACUCGAACUUUCCCAAGUUCAUGCUGUGUGUUGUUUCUCCUUUUGAUUUCCGUUCAGUUAAAGUUUGUGAACAAAGAUAAAUAAGCGGUAUGAGGUCGGCCAUGCUGCAUGUGUCGUUUCCGUUCAUGUUGUGUGUGUUUCUGGCGAACACAAGCCUGUUCGGUCAAGUUGAAGUGGACUUGACUUACGAACAUUAUGCAGAAAAACGGGUCGAGUCCAUGCCUGCGCUCUUUUCGAUGCCGUUCAACUGUGUGGUUAAUGCUGCUUACAUCUUUCUGGGACUGUAUUGGCUGUUUUGGACAGGUGUGGAGGAGACGGCGCAGAGCUGCUACCUGAGGCAGGUGUUCGCCCUCAUGGCUCUCCUCUACGGCCCCGUGCAGUGGACGCGCCUGGCCACGCUGCGACGCGCCCCCGCCGUGCUCGAUCAGUGGUUCACCUUGCCCAUCUUCGCCUGGGUUCCGGUGUGGGUGGACUUCGUAGAGAGUGCGAAGUGGCGCGCGUCGCACGCGGCAAAGCUCGAGCUGUGCUCCGUCGUCAGCUACGGCCUCGCGCUAGCGCACGAGCGGGGCUUCGAGGUGGCGUUGGGUUGCCAUGUUGCUUUAGCGGCGUACAAAGGACUUCGGGUGCAGCUGACCCGCGGCGACGGUCUCACUGGUGGGUACCUACUGCUGGCCCUGCUGUCCUGUGCCGGGUUCGUGGUGCUGAAGCUGCUGGACCACUGGCUGGCUCGGUUCUGGAUGUUCCAGAGACUCACAGGACACUUCUGGUCCAAAGUGUGCGACGUGCUGCAGUUCCACUUCACCUUGUGUUUCCUCACAGCCAUGACCCCGAGGGCACAGGCCAAGACUGCAGCACAGCAGGAGUAAGAAGCACUGAUGAAAACCCCAG